AUGGAGACCAUUACCAAAGCCAACAUUAUUCCCAUCUCUCCUCAGCAUAUAGACAAGCAAUUUUCAAAGACGACCAAUCUCGCUUCCUCCACUCUGGAAUCCAAAGUCCUUUCCUGCAGCGAUGAAUACUUCGCCGCUGCAUCCAACCUUCUCACUCCUACUCCGCCAAUCCACCGCCCAGGAGUCUUCGUGCAUACCGGAGCCUGGUACGACGGCUGGGAAACCAGACGGCACAAUCCCCAGCCGUUCGACUGGGCAGUCAUCCAGCUAGGCGUCGGAAGCGGCAUCGUCGAAGGUGUGGAGAUCGACACCGCGCACUUCGUAGGCAACUAUGGUGAGAGCGUUCUCGUCGAGGGAACGUAUAUAUCUGGUGAAACCGGACAGGGCGACGAGCAUCCCGUCACAAGCCCGGGGUACCAGGGCUGGAGUACGAUUCUGCCCAUCCAGCACUGUGGGCCAUCGAGACGUCACGCCUGGGCGUUGAAGACACCCUCAGCUCCACUUACACAUGUGCGUGUGCGGAUGUAUCCGGACGGUGGCUUCGCGAGACUCCGCCUAUACGGCCAUGCGGUUGCGCCGUCGUUGCCGCCCGCCCUCAGAAAUACCUCGGACCGGAGCGUAUUGCCCCUUGAAGAGCUCUCGUCAGCGCUUUUUGGUGCCGUAGUGACUUCAGUUAGUGACCAACACUUUACACCUGCUUCUAACCUCCUGCUACCCGGCAGGGGAGUCAAUAUGGGGGAUGGAUGGGAGACUGCACGCUCCAGAGAUCCGGGACAUGUCGAUUGGGCUAUCGUCAGACUUGGUCUUUCUGGCUCCGUGGAAAGGAUCGUCGUGGACACGAAGGACUUUAGGGGCAAUUUUCCUCGUGCGGUGCGAGUUCACGGCAUGAUGUAUACCGCUGCUGAUGGAGCGGACGAGGAUCCUGCUCACAAUCAACCAGGCUGGAUCGAGAUAAUCGACGGAGAUCGUCCGUGCAAGGCUGACACGGAACAUGUUUUUGAAGGAGAAGAUCUUGCUCCCGUUAUGAGAAACGUGGUUGGAUUUACCCAUCUAAAGCUGACCCUCAUCCCCGAUGGUGGAGUCAAGAGAUUCCGAGCGUUUGGCCGGAGAAGCCUGCAUUGA
This is a messenger RNA of Coccidioides posadasii C735 delta SOWgp, 1122 nucleotides long. It is a transcript of the gene DAL2, whose product is annotated as Allantoicase. Gene Ontology annotation, molecular function: allantoicase activity. NCBI's taxonomy places the organism in Eukaryota, Fungi, Ascomycota, Eurotiomycetes, Onygenales, Onygenaceae. Gene Ontology annotation, biological process: allantoin catabolic process. The record is from RefSeq and is a predicted model, not a curated record.